AAUGAAGUCCAAACUUCAAGACCCGUGGUGCUUUGCGGGUCUGUCGCCUGUCUAUGACAUCACACCAGGAACGUUCAGGAACGUGUUUACAGUUUGUUGCGUCAUUGGUACAGACUCCUCUGAAAGGUGAAAUUAGAUAACAAACCAGCCGACUGGACUCAGUAGCGGUCAGUAAUGCUGGUAGCACGCCUGUCAUGUCUGCGGUCAGCCCCUGUGCUGGGUCUGCGGUCAGUCCUGCGGAGUCCAGCCCUGAUGAAGUCCGGUCCACCCCAGAUCAGACCACAGCAGGGUUAUUCCACCAGGACUCGGCUGGGAUUCCGCCGGAACAAGACGGCCAAAGAUCAAGUUCAGGAAUCAGCGUUUGAGCCUGCUAUGGACACAGCAAUUAAAAUCGACAGCAUGGGUCGGAUCAUCCUCGCCGGAGGCGCUGCCGUUGGACUCGGAGCAUUGUGUUAUUAUGGCCUUGGGAUGUCCAAUGAGAUCGGAGCCAUCGAGAAAGCAGUGAUCUGGCCUCAGUACGUGAAGGACAGGAUUCACUCCACAUACAUGUAUUUCGCGGGCAGCGUGGGUCUGACGGCGCUCUCGGCCGUGGCGGUCAGCAGAACGCCGGCGCUCAUGGGACUCAUGAUGAGGGGCUCCUGGCUGGCUAUUGGUGCCACGUUUGCUGCUAUGAUCGGUGCCGGGAUGUUGGUGAGGUCGAUCUCAUAUGAACACAGUCCGCUGCCGAAACACCUGGCCUGGGCUCUACACGCAGGUGUGAUGGGGGCCGUUAUUGCUCCGCUUACACUUCUGGGCGGUCCGCUGAUGGUCCGAGCGGCCUGGUACACCGCAGGAAUCGUGGGCGGUCUUUCUACGGUGGCCAUGUGUGCUCCGAGCGAUAAGUUCCUGAGCUUGGGCGGGCCGCUGGCCGUGGGCUUCGGCGUGGUGUUCGCCUCGUCUCUGGGCUCCAUGUUUCUGCCCCCCACCUCGGCUUUCGGGGCCGGCUUAUACUCGGUGGCCGUUUAUGGAGGUCUGGUCCUGUUUAGCAUGUUUCUGCUGUAUGACACACAGAAAGUCAUAAAGCGAGCCGAGACACACCCUCUCUAUGGCGUUCAGAAAUAUGACCCCAUUAAUGCGUGCAUGGGCAUCUACAUGGACACGCUCAAUAUCUUCAUGAGGCUGGUGAUGAUUCUAGCCAAUGGCGGCGGAAGCAGAAGGAAGUAGCCGUAAGAAGACAAGACAUUGACUGGAGGAGAAAGAUUUAGCUAAAUAAAAGUUGCUCAUUUAUUUGUUUAAAAGCAGAAAAAAACUUUCUUGGAUUACUUUCAGCUGCAUUGCAUUUUAAACAUUUCCAACAGUACUAGCUAAUUGGCAUAGUUAAUCUUAUAAAAAUGAAAAUGAAUGCAGAUUGUCUUACUCAGUUCCACAGCUGGUGUAAUUAUUACAACCAUUUUGUAUAUUUAUUUUAGAAAAGAGAUCACAACAGACUUUUAGUUAUUGCACAUAAAACACUUGUCUCGCUGUGAUUGUUCUGUUCUUGCAGUUUGGGGUUCAUGGUUCAAUAAACUUUAGUUGUAUCUCAAA
Messenger RNA from Puntigrus tetrazona (Sumatra barb), 1563 nucleotides. It is a transcript of the gene ghitm, whose product is annotated as growth hormone inducible transmembrane protein. Lineage: Eukaryota; Metazoa; Chordata; Actinopteri; Cypriniformes; Cyprinidae. The record is from RefSeq and is a predicted model, not a curated record. The coding region runs from base 175 to 1203 and encodes 342 amino acids. The transcript has 9 exons. Gene Ontology annotation, cellular component: mitochondrial inner membrane.